Manihot esculenta (cassava) is the source of this 892-nucleotide messenger RNA. RefSeq names its product probable methylthioribulose-1-phosphate dehydratase. The record is from RefSeq and is a predicted model, not a curated record. The coding region runs from base 202 to 672 and encodes 156 amino acids. The transcript has 2 exons. NCBI's taxonomy places the organism in Eukaryota, Viridiplantae, Streptophyta, Magnoliopsida, Malpighiales, Euphorbiaceae. Gene Ontology annotation, molecular function: methylthioribulose 1-phosphate dehydratase activity. Gene Ontology annotation, cellular component: cytoplasm.
CAGUGGCGGAGCCAGGAACUUCCCUUUGGUAGGGCACCACCGGCUGCGCCGCUGCGGCACCUUCAUCCCCCUUCAAAAUAUUUUUCGGUCGCAGAAUGAAAUGCGCUGCCACCGUCUUCUGUUACAACAGCAAUAGAAAAAAGAUUUCACUUUUCCAGCUAAAAGAAAUUCUCAAUUUGCUCUCCCUCGAAAAAGCAGGCAAUGGCGACUGCGGCAGCUCCAGCAGCGGUGAACGGAGGAGGCAAGGUGACUUCUCAAGCUUAUUUGGAGAGUAUUGCUGUGAAGGACACGAGGGUGUUAAUCGCUGAUCUCUGCCGCCAGUUCUACAACCUUGGAUGGGUCUCUGGGACAGGUGGAAGCAUCACCAUCAAGGUCCACGAUGAUUCCAUCCCUAAGCCUCAACAGCUUAUCUUAAUGUCCCCUUCUGGUAAAUAUUGUCGUUGCUAUGCUAUUCCCAAAAUUGAGCUCCUCUGUUCAUCUGUUUACAUGUGUUGUCGGAUUACUGCGCGGCACCACUGGGGGACGCUGCAACUGCACUGCUGCGGCACCACCGGCUGCGCCGCUGCGGCACCUUCAUCCCCCUUCAAAGCAUUUUCCGGUCGCCGGUACGGCACGUGCCCCCCUUGCCGUACCGUCCCUCCGCCCCUGAUGGUGAUUGAGGAGGACAUAUAAGAAUGAAUAUAUUGACCAAGAAAGAAGAAAAAAGAAAUAAAAGAUGUCGAAAUAUGGAGGUGUGGCUGUGGAGGCACAUGGAUUUACUUAUCCAAAUAUGAUCCUUUUGCUUCACAAUGAUAAUAAUCAUUCUCAUUUCUAGCACUGCCUCCUCUUCUCACAACAUUCCCCUAUUAAUUGCCUACAUGCUUCUGUCUUUUGUCCAAGGAAUUCAUAACUU